Molecule: messenger RNA, 1818 nt
Organism: Trichosurus vulpecula (common brushtail)
Lineage: Eukaryota; Metazoa; Chordata; Mammalia; Diprotodontia; Phalangeridae
Source: the annotation of a RefSeq genome assembly
AUAAAAGUAAUUAAUUUCAUACUUAACACCACCAUCCUCCUAUCAAUCACCAUACUAACUUUUCCACUAAUCUACAACCUCAUCUUCCCAAACAAAACCAACCAAUUCCCCCUAUAUUGUAAAAACGCAGUUAAAACAGCAUUCUUCAUCAGCUUACCAUCACUCCUAAUAUUCAUAAACAUAGGCCACGAAUCAACAAUUACUAACUGACAAUGAUUCUCAAUAGGCUCAUUUAACAUCUCCAUAAGCUUCAAACUAGACUACUUCUCCAUCAUUUUUAUCCCCAUUGCACUAUAUGUAACCUGAUCAAUCCUAGAAUUCUCACUAUGAUACAUACAUUCAGACCCUUACAUCCACCAAUUCUUCAAGUACCUAAUUACCUUUCUCUUUACCAUAAUUAUCUUAGUUUCCGCUAACAACCUAUUUCAACUGUUUAUUGGAUGAGAGGGUGUAGGAAUCAUAUCAUUUAUAUUAAUCGGCUGAUGAUACGGACGUACUGACGCCAACACAGCAGCCCUACAAGCCGUACUAUACAACCGUAUUGGCGACAUCGGCUUCAUACUUUCCAUAGCCUGACUAAUAACCAACAACAAUUCAUGAGACCUCCAACAUAUCUUCAUAACCAAUAUAGACACACUAGCCCUACUAGGACUCAUCAUCGCCGCAACAGGCAAAUCAGCCCAAUUCGGCCUACACCCAUGACUUCCAUCAGCCAUAGAAGGCCCAACCCCAGUAUCAGCGCUACUUCACUCAAGUACUAUAGUAGUAGCCGGAAUCUUCCUACUCAUCCGUUUCCAUCCAAUAUUAGAAAACAACACCACAAUCCUAACUAUCGCCCUAUGCCUAGGAGCAAUAACAACCCUUUUCACCGCAAUUUGCGCCAUCACACAAAACGACAUCAAAAAAAUCGUAGCCUUCUCAACAUCAAGCCAACUAGGACUAAUAAUAGUAACAAUUGGACUAAACCAACCACACCUAGCAUUCCUCCACAUUUGCACCCAUGCAUUCUUCAAAGCAAUACUAUUCCUAUGUUCAGGCUCAAUCAUCCACAACCUAAAUGACGAACAAGAUAUUCGAAAAAUAGGAGGACUACUAACACUUCUUCCUAUUACCUCAUCAGCCCUAAUCACAGGAAGCCUAGCAUUAAUAGGCACUCCAUUCCUAGCAGGAUUCUACUCUAAAGACUCUAUCAUUGAAGCCAUAAACACAUCCUACACCAACACAUGAGCCCUAACCCUAACACUUAUCGCCACAAUACUAACAGCUAUAUAUAGUAUACGAAUUAUUUUCUUUGCAUUACUAAACCAACCACGAUUCCUCCCCCUAUCACCUAUCAACGAAAACAACCCAAAUCUCACCAACCCAAUUAUACGCUUAGCCAUAGGAAGCAUCUUCGCCGGAUUCACCCUAACAACAAACAUCCCACCAACAUCUAUUAUCACAAUAACAAUACCACCUACAACAAAAAUGUCCGCCCUAAUAGUAACCAUCCUAGGACUACUAAUUGCCAUAGAAUUAAAUUCUUCAACCAAUAAACUACCUACAAUACCAUUCAUCCAUACACACAACUUCUCAAACAUGCUAGGCUACUUCACCUUCCUAUUCCACCGACUAUACCCCCUAGCAAAUCUUCAACUAGGCCAACAUAUUGCUACCAUACUAAUUGAUUUAAACUGAUACGAAAAAACCGGACCUAAAGGCCAAGCCAAUCUUCACAGCAACCUAUCUUCAUCUAUUACUUCAACCCAUAAAGGCCUAAUUAAAACCUACUUUCUAUCCUUCAUCAUCUCCAUUACAAUAAUUAUAUUAAUUAUCUAA